This is a messenger RNA of Salvelinus sp. IW2-2015, 6976 nucleotides long. The record is from RefSeq and is a predicted model, not a curated record. Lineage: Eukaryota; Metazoa; Chordata; Actinopteri; Salmoniformes; Salmonidae.
UCUUUCACUUUGUUCUAUUGUUGAUGAGUGCUCUAUCGAGCUUCUACACGUCAAGGAUAUUUUUACUCAUAGCAUCAUUCAUUACCUAGAAACUGUGGGAAUUGGGAAACUGUGCACAUAAUUGAAAUGCAGCAUGCUUGGACUUUUGUCAGGAUGCCAGUGAAUGACAUCUGCUUUUCCUAAAGAGAAGGGAAACAGUUUGGCUUUUCAGGGGGAUUCUACCAAUGGAAAAUGAAGUAGAAGAUAACCAGUUCAGAAUGUCCAUCCUGGAGCGCCUGGAGCAGAUGGAGAGACGGAUGGCAGAGAUGGCCUCCCAUCACCAGCAGAGCAGUGGAGGAGGUGCAGGGGCAGGAGGAGGAGCAGGAGCAGGUGGAGGAGGAGGUGGUGGUGGUAACAACAGCCAGACACAGUGUGUGUCAGGGCAGGGUCAGGCGGGCAGCAGCUUUGAGAGCCGUGUGGUGGUGGUGUGUGAGAAGAUGAUGAACCGGGCCUGCUGGGCCAAGUCCAAACACCUGAUCCACUCCAAGACCUUCAGGGGCAUGACCCUGCUCCACCUGGCCGCUGGGCAGGGCUACGCCACCCUCAUCCAGACACUCAUCAAGUGGCGCACCAAGCAUGCAGACAGCAUUGACCUGGAGUUGGAGGUAGACCCCCUCAAUGUGGACCACUUCUCCUGCACCCCUCUGAUGUGGGCGUGUGCCCUAGGUCACCUGGAAGCGGCAGUGGUCCUGUAUAAAUGGGACCGACGGGCCCUGGCCAUCCCUGACUCCUUGGGACGCCUGCCCCUGUCCAUCGCCCGCUCCCGCGGCCACACCAAGCUGGCCGAGUGUCUGGAGCAGCUGCAGAGAGAGGAACAGCAGCCCCCUGCACCUCUGCCCCCCACCACACGCAUGUCCUUCUCCCCCACCCCCCACGACGUUCCCACCUCAGACAGCUGGAUGGUCACAUGGGCCAGCGACGGCGUAAUGGCGCCCGGCGGAAAGAAAGGAGGCGCCACCUCGAGCAACCUCAACCCAGACUUGAGAAGGCCACGAUCCGAGCCCUCCAACUACUACAGCAGUGAGUGCCAGCGAGACCUGCCCCUGGCCAAGAAACACAAGCCCAACCCAGAGAUGUUCCAGGCCCGGCCCGACAAGGCCAUGUCUGUCCCACUGAGCCUGGAGCAGCAGCAGCUACACAAGCUGUCCUUCAGCCCCAAGAGCCUGUCCCAUGAGGGCCUCAGCCCAGACAAGAGCCUCUCCGGUGGGGGAAGUGCUGGAGAAGCUGGAGGAGCCAAGUGGCGCUCCAGGGAGGGUUUCUCCAGUGGGGGCUCAGGCAGGAAGGGCUCGGGGGGCUCUGGGGGCAGCAGCCUGGGAAAGGAGAAGCUGGCUAGCAGGCUGAGACAGAGGGAACAGCUGGGGAACAUGCUGGUGAUGGCUGAGAGAGAGAUGGUGAGCACUGAGCUGCUGUCCUACAGAGAAGAUCUGGAGAACCAGGACUGUAUGACACAGAUGAACGACCUGCAGGUGAACAUGAUGACUCUGGCAGAGCACAUCAUUGAGGCGACCCCAGAGAGGAUCAAGAGGGAGAACUUUGUGGCCCUGGACGGGGUGCCCCUGGACAGUACUGGGGUCAGCAACACCAUGAGCUGGUUGGCCAGUUACCUCGGAGACGUGGAACAGCUGCCCAGCAUUAUACAUCUACGAUCUCUGUACAGUGGACCUCUCGCUCCGUCCUCCAGCCCAGGGGGGUCUCCCCUGAGGGAGGGGUCCAUGGAGAGGCCCACCCUGCCCCCCCCGGCCGACUGGAGCGAGUUCCUCCAGGCCUCCAACAGCAAGGUGGAGAGAGACCUGGCCCAGCUCACCCUGUCCGACCCUGAGCAGAGGGAGCUGUACGAGGCCGCCCGUCUGGUCCAAACUGCUUUCCGCAAGUACAAGGGACGCCCAUUCAGAGAUCAACAGGAAGUAGCUGCGGCUGUCAUUCAGCGUUGUUACAAGAAGUACAAACAGCUUACAUGGAUAGCCUUGAAGUAUGCACUUUAUAAGAAGAUGACGCAGGCCGCCAUUCUUAUCCAGAGUAAGUUCCGCAGCUACCACGAGCAGAAGAAGUUCCAACAGAGCAGGCGGGCGGCCGUGCUGAUCCAGCAAUACUACCGCGGUACAGGAGUUUGGCAGGCUCAGGCCCACCACAGAGGAGCCGCCGCCGCCCUGGUGCAACACAAACUCAGAAGUAGUCUGCUCACUAAGAGGCAGGAUCAGGCUGCCAGGAAGAUCAUGCGGUUUCUACGCCGCUGCCGCCACAGCCCCUUGAUGGACCAUAGACUGUUCAAGCGGAGUGAACGAAUCGAAAAGGGCCAAGGAACAUGAGAACCCUCAGAAGAGCCCCCUCACAAUGUGACAUCACUCUCCUCCUUUUCUUUCCCCCCUUUGUACCCAAGACAUUUUACAGGAGAAGAAAAUAAACAGUUCAGUGAAAACACUGCGAUUAUUAUUACGACUAUGGCAGCGUGACUGAUUCCACUUCUAUUACAUGUACAACAACAACAGCAUUUUUCACGUUUAUCUAUCGUUGUGUAUGUUGGAGAGUGGCAACUUCUUCUGUAGAAUUCUAAAGUAAAGGAGAAGAAGCUGUGGGGGGCAGAACAUUAGCUUCAUGACAUUUUUUGCACUUUUUCAUGGAUUGUUUUGUCUUUUUGGGAGUAUCGGAGUCUAGGUUUUUAGAUGGUAAAGGAAGAGGAAUGUUGGACAUGUUGAAAAGGUCCCUGCCAUCAGUGGAUCAAACCAAAAGGAUAAGAUGGAGGACACCUAGGAUGGAGGACAGACGCCGGCCAGAACAUAAGGAAACAUUACAGAAACACAUUGGGACAUGGCUCUAAUUGUAUUUCAUAAUUUUUUAAGUGAACUGAUUCAUCCAUUUGAAGGAGAAAACAUGUCAUCUAAUGAACCAAACAUUCUCGGUAAUAUAUUGAUCCAUUUGCAAACUUACUCUCCCUAUCAACAGUAUGUGAAUACAUUCAGUAUAGUAACUGAAAAUAGAUCAAGCCUCCUUCUGUUACGCUGUGUUCUACUCCGCCAGUCAGUCCGAAGGGGUGGGGCUGCAUAUGAAUGUAGGAGGGGUGUGAGAAGGAAUGGGCGGGGCUUAUUAAAAGAAUGGCUUAUUUUGUUAUCUUCAUUUAGGGGGCACUGUGAGGCAAGAGAUAAAGGGAUUCAAUUGUGUGGUUUUUAAAAAAUAUAUGUUUAAUUCCUCUUUGCUUGAAUCUGUUCCGUGCUUAUACCCAUUACCGGUAUAACUGACUUGUCUCCUAAAAAUUAUGUGUUGUCGAUUUUAUCAAAUGUGCAUGCCUAUGGGUGAAAGUCUUCGCCUGCGUGCUUGAAAUUAGGUCUGUAACCUCUGUUUUUCAAUGUUUUGCGUUUUGUCUUCAUGUUAAAAUGCAACAGAGUCUCCCAUGUACCCACCUACUUCCCCAAGAGUCAUUCAUACCCUCUAGUUACUGAAUGAUACCAACAUUGUCCUCUUCUUUUCUUUUUUAUUUGCCUUAUUUGUUUACUCAGUAUUCUAAAAAGAAAGAAAACUUGCCUCUUUUGUGUUGUAAUGAUAACAGUCAUGAAGGUUAUUGUUGUUCUUUUUAAAUGAACUUCAGGGCCUGUGAGGGCUUUUGAGGGGAAGAUCACAUACAUUGCCUUGACGUCUUAGAGAUUCUUUGAGGGGUCCCUAAGCUAGUCCCAAAAUAGGGGUUAGACAAAUCCAUAUUUUUGACAAUUGAGCGGUUUCUGUAUAUAAAGAAGGCUGAAGGUACGUAGGGAAAACAUUUACCCAAAGGGGAUUGUAUUUUAGAAAUAUAUUAUUUUAUUCAUUAAAAAGGGGUCAAAAACAGGUACGAGACAAAAACAGAAUAUUUGUAUAGUUUUGUUUGAAUGCCUAAGAAGUAUGGUUGUAUUGAUUGUAUAUAGUGUAAAUACCUGGGAUAAAAAUGAGCUAUGUGCAUGAAAAACAUGAACAAAGGUUUAAAAAACACUAAACAAAAGCAGUAGUGGCUAUGCUCUGUAAAAUGAUUCUAACUAUUUCACUAUAAGAGUAUUUUAUUUUAUUUUGAUUGUUCUUGAGAAGAACAUUUUGCUAAAGCAUGACAUUAUUGCGAAUACUAAAAAGUUUAAAAAAAAGAUAUAUAAUGUAUUUAGAGAUAGGAGAAAUCUGCAAAAUUAUCUUAAGACAAUUAUGGUUAUGUUUACAUUUUUGUUUUGGGCUACCAAGAAUCUUUUGCCAAUGGUGCCAAGUAAUGUGAAUGCUAUAUUGCUUAACAAGAGAAUUAAGUUAAUCUUAUCAGAACAGAUAAUCAUACAAUGAAAUAGACACUAGCAUUGAAGACCACAAGGUCCCAUCACGACUGGCAGCGAAUCACAGAUAGAGAUACACAUUGCAGAGGGAGAAAUAUUUCUACAGCAACUUUUAAGUCUCUCGUUUCUCAUCCAUUAUCACACGUCAGAACAACCCAAGAUUAUUUUGCCAUCUUCACCAAAUACACAGGGAUCACUUUGUCAGUAACAUUUCAAAUGCAAAAGAAAUGUGUGCUUUAUUUUAUCCGUAUGAGAGAAGCGUUGUGGUGUCAAUGUCUCUUAGCAUGUUCGUAUGGAUUGUGUUCAUAUAAAGAUUGUAAAUGGCAACCUUGUCUAUGGGAAUCUCAGCCCUGUUUUUUUAUUUUUUAUAAUUGAGGUUGAUUGAACAUGUGUUUCAUAGGACAACUCACAGGUGAUGAAAUAGACGAUAUCAACUUAUCAAACUGCUGACACAAGACAUUUGUUUUUAAGUUUGGGCUGAAGCUUAACUUUACCAAGGAUGUCAGGGUCUGGACAGACCAGAAUUAUUUAUUGUCAACAUGUAAUGUGGCCACAGUGAAUGAUGUGUAGCAUCGCUGGUAUUCUUUGUAAAAGUAAAUGAGUCAUUUACUUGCAGAAGGAACACUUUAAACAAUCGAAAGUGCUAUAAAAAAAAAGAACGGAUGGGGUUAUGAGGAAACACAUGAACCAUUAUGGAUCAUUGCAGCUAAGUCAAUGAGCCAAAGGGAGUGAUCUGUAAACGUAACAAGAUGCACCACUACUAUUAUAGCAACUUCUGAGGAAGAAUACAAUGUAUGUGUCUGGUUCAUAAUGGGAUAUGUGAGGGCAGUGUUUGAAAGAUGAUGAAAUGAAAUGUGGGAUGUGGGAACAGACCCAUUGAUACCAGUUGAUUAUACUGUAUCUAUGAAUGCAUGAUAGAGACUAUCCAAUGGUAUUCAAUCCUAGUCCAUAAGUGUCUGCUGGUUCUUGCAGUUUUGCUGAAAUAUAUUAUAUUCCUAUAAGAACAUGCCAUUGGACAAUUACAUUUUGUUGUUUUAAUUGCUGAAUUUCAUCUCAGACACUGUUGGCUGUUCUGAUGUUUUUAUUUUUAUGUACCUCUGGGUUUAUUUGUCUGUAUGUUUGUGUUUAUUUCACAGAGACUUGAUAUGUAAACCUAUUUUCAGAGUGUUUAUGUAGAAAGUGCCUAAUCAUAUCCUGAUUGAUCGCACAAAGCCAAUGUCAGGAAGCAUGCAAGGUACCUAAGGAGGAAAACAUGGCUUUGGAGAUACCAAUAGCAAGUGAUCCAUCAUUCUUUAGGACUACUGUAUAUCAAGUACAUACAAUAUAUCAAUCCAAAACCAUCACCAAAAUCAGUCAGGUGGCAGUGUUCCCUUAACCCACGGAGCGCAUUCCAUCUUGUCAACAUUCUAAGCGUUUUCAUUUUCUAUUGGAACUGCCUGUUGAAACCAUGAGAAUUAGAUUCCAUAACUUCUGUGGUUUUAUUGCCUUGCAUUCAUCAUUCUGGUAGUGGUAAGAAUGCCAGCCAAUACACUGCUGUGGCCAUAUGAGAAGGUUUUAUUAUGCUUGCAUGGGUAAAAUAGUUAACUGGGUGACUGAACUGCACCCAAAGCAUGCUUAUUUUUCUAGAAUCGGUAGUCAGACUUUUAAAGACUUGCUGUUCUGUAAAACGAAGAACGUUGGUUUGACGUGUCACAGAACUCUGAAAGACGGAGGGCAUGUGAUUGGAGGGAAGAGGAGAACCCUUAAAAUACAAACUAUGAUCAAUCUGCAGUAUUUACUGACCAUAUUUCCAGGGGUAGCAUGAGGGCAAGUUUUUCUAGAAGCAAGUUUAAACUUUUUUUUAACACAUUUUAUUUUUCAUUCAUUUGGAUCUAGAGAUAGUGUGCUCUCAACUUCAAAUACCUGAACAGUUUGGACACUCUUUUGGCAGUUUACUGCAAGUAUUUUACUAGACAACAAUACACACACACACACACACACACACACACACACACAGGAAACAGUACACUGCACUGGACACAUCCAGAUAUACAGAUAGGUAUGUCAAGGCACAGUCAGUAUCACUUGUACACAGUUCAGCAGAUGGAGCUCAUCAUGUGUUAUUUUCCUAGCCUGCUCCUAGUCCUAGGGAACGGCUGACCUCCCUUCCGUCUUUUACUCAGGGUGCCAAAAUGGGGAGGAGGAAGUGGAGCAGGACACUGAUUGGUGAUUCACUGCAGAGAGAGGACAUACUGUAUUGAAAUAGGAUAGGAAGAUGCAACGCCCCUCAACAGAGCUUUCUGGUCAAGACAGGCAAAUGAUUACUAUGAUCCUGGAUACAUUGCUGUUAUCCAUUUCCUCUCAGAUAAGUAAGCUGAACUGAGGAGAGAUGUAAGGACACUAAAUCAAAAAUAGGGGAUACAAAACAUUGUAGUGUAGCUAAUUAUAAUUGAGACAAGUUGAUCACAAUUGACAGUAUGGUCAAUUAUUUCUGUUUUGGCUAUAGCUCAGACAGAAAGGAGUUUGCAUUAUGGGACACUAUGGCUUAAAGUCUAAUGGAAAUGCUUAACUUUCUUUUAUAGACUAUGCUAAUGAGUAUAGUAACAUUUCAACCUUUGACCUCCUCUGACUUGAUGUUUCUCAGUAAAACAAGGACUUGCUAUAUAAAAAUAUCACACACAGCU